Messenger RNA from Saccharomyces mikatae IFO 1815, 2598 nucleotides. RefSeq names its product Sbe2p (gene SBE2). The record is from RefSeq and is a predicted model, not a curated record. Gene Ontology annotation, biological process: fungal-type cell wall organization. Bases 1 to 2598 code for a protein of 865 amino acids. NCBI's taxonomy places the organism in Eukaryota, Fungi, Ascomycota, Saccharomycetes, Saccharomycetales, Saccharomycetaceae. The transcript has a single exon.
AUGCCAGUACGUCGCUUGAUUAACAUAGUUCCUAACUCUUCGAAGCUAGACCCUUUAAAAGAGGAGGACUCAACACAUCUGAAACAAAGUCAAAUUAAAACAUCCUCGAAAAAAGGUCUGGCGGUUUCAGAAAAUUUUGGACACAAAAGCGACAGCAACCUUCCAUUAUCGAAAUCCCGAUCGAGUAGUAGUACGGCUAGUAGCAUCGUAAGUUCAAAUGGGAAGAGUAUCGGCACAAGGCGUCCUAGCGCUAACCUAGGCUUUGAUAUAGGCAAUCAAGAUGCUUUGAAAAAUGUGUUGGGUUAUCAUAAUACAUGCAUGCCUACAACGAAGUACAUUAGACCAAUAUCAGAUGACUCAAUAGGUACAUCUAGCACAGAAAUAUUCUCCUCAUCGCAUUCGAACACAACAUCUGAUUCAUUAUGCACAUCAGAUGUUAGUUCAGAGGAGGGCGAAAUAAGAAGCAGUAAGUUGAAGGACAAUUCCUUCGUCAAAAGUGUAAAGGAAGCUGAAAGUAACAGCAAUAUCACACCUUCGAAGAAAAGCCGACCAGAAUCAAUACUGCAGAAAACACGAACAGCAGGUAGCGCUGAUAAGACAAUUUGCUCAAUGAGCACAAUAACUACAUGCAUUCCAUCUCGUCAAAACUCACUAACAACCCCUAAACUUUCCAGGGUGGUAGGGGUGCCUGGAUCGAAUAAUACAACUAAUAGUAUAACCGCAUCACAAUUCUCUUUCAUAAGCGAAAAUGAUUCACCCCUUAAAGAGCAUGGUGUAAGCACUGCAGCUCUCCAUGAACCGAAACUCAUGCCGAUCACAAAAACACCAUAUGCGCAUUCUAAUAGCACUUCUGCAAUAUUACCAUACAAGACAGCUCAGCUUACUCCUUCUCAACGUUAUCGCUUGCGAAAAGAGCACAAUGAUCAGACUUUGCGUAAAGCCAUAAAAAAGAGGGAAAAGUUCUAUGAAGAACAAGAUGCCAACUUAGAACUUCAAGAGGGCGAUGUUGAUGAUUCAUUAAUUUGGAACAUUCCAAUGGCUUCUUUAUCGACCAGCUCUUUCUUGACACUAUCUAAAAUUAAUGAAAAGGGGAAGUGUCUGGAUUUGACACGGGGAAAUGAAGAAAUAUUAGCCCAAGAAAACCAACAAAGGGACAAUCAACACACACCGUCUCCACUUGGUGCAGAUAGGAUUCUCAAUAAAGUUCAUUGUACAAAAAAACAGACAUUAAAUUCAAGUAACAAGUUAGAAGGAUCAUGCCUAGACUACAAAGAGCUUCCACCAACAUGCAUUCCAGGAAUAUCUCCUGUUUCUGACUCACAGUAUAUUCAGGAUACCAUGAAAAGUCUUUCUCAGGUCUACAUACAUAGCUCUGAAAAAAUAUCUAAAAAUAUUCUUUCUGGUCGCUCUAGAUCGGUACAGUGUUUACCAUUAGAAUUCAAAGAAGCUAGUAACCAAGGGAUGGAAGAUCUAAUGCUAGUCUCGAAAGAUAAAGUUAAAGCCGUAAGCCAUUUCCGUCCAAGUUGGCUGCCGCCCAAGGAUUCCAAAGAGAGAAAACUACAAGAGAAGCAAAUUUACAAGAAUAUUGACUUAGCAUCGAUGGAGGAAUUACACAGAAACAAAGAACGCGAUGAGAAAUUCAAAAGAAACGAACAGAAUAGAAACAAAUUUCAACAUUUACUAGACCGAGGCAUUAGUCGCAAUUCAUCGCUAAACGAAUUAAAGAAAGUGAUAUGGGAAACACCUUUGACAUCGACAGUACGGCUUCAAAUAUAUAGCCAACUUUUGCAAAGUGAAAGUUGCCUAAUAACAGGAUAUUUUAUAGAAUCAUUUGAGGAAAUAAUGCAGCUACUGAACAAAAUGGACUUUCCGAAAGAUAAAGAAUUUGAAAUAAGAAAACUAAUUAAACAUGACAUACAAGAGAAAAUAUUCUAUAAAGAAGGAACGAAUAAGCAAAUAAUAUCCGACUUGAUGCUAUUACUACAACUAAAAUCUAUAUCCCAACAAGGUUUAGUUACUGGUGAUGAGAUGUUAUUCUAUCAUUUUCUAACUGACCAAUCGUUUGGAACUUUGAAGGAAAGUUGGGAAAUGGUCAAUUUAAUACAGAUGACAUGCUUCAGUGAAAUUUGCAAAGAAAAAUAUGAUUCCAGAAUAUUAAAUCCUAGAGGAAUUGCUGCCCACCUCUUACGAAAAGAUGAGUUCAAGAGCGAGUUCAAUGGAAGUUGCUUGAAUAGCAAUACAUGGUGGAACAUAUUGCAAAGAAUGGAUCAUAAACUUUUUAUGUGGGUGAUGGAUGUAAUUAUCAUCCACAAUGGUCAAAAUUUUGCAAGCCAUCCCAUAAAACUUGAAACCUUUAAAGACAAAACAUGGGAAUACUAUAGAUCUAAGAAAGUCAUUAUAAAUUACAAGAUUUUAGUUUCAUUAACUGUUAACGUAUUGAUAAAUUACCAUUUUGGAUAUGAUAACCUGAAAAACUUAUCAGACUUGAGUGAUAAGAAAUUUUGUAUUCCGCUCUAUACAGAGAACAGUAUUGAAGAGGAAAACCUCAACAAUAUUUUCACAAAAUGGUGGUUACAUUAUUACCGGAAAUUACGUUAG